AUUCUUUACCUUCAAUUUUCUAUGGAGCUUUCCGUUGCAGGCCGGAGAAACAAGGUUAUGUUGCGAAUCGGUGCGGCAUGGCCGUGCCAUGGGCGCUCGUGCUGUGCGGGCCGUCUGGCUCCGGCAAGUCCACACUCAUCGGCCGCCUCUUCAAAGACUUCCCAGGCAUCUUCAGUUUCUCAGUGUCGCACACUACGCGCCAGCCACGACAAGGGGAGCUGCCAGGUCGCCAUUACCACUUCAGCAACAAGGAAGUCAUGAAGGCGGCCAUCGCUGGCGGGGAAUUCUUGGAGUGGGCUGAGUUCUCCGGCAACAUGUACGGCACCAGCAAGAAGGCAGUGGAAGAAGUAAUGGCUUCAGGGAAGAUAUGCGUGUUGGACAUAGACACACAAGGCGUGCGCCAGGUGAAGGAGAAAGGCCUUGCAGCCUUGUAUGUGUUCGUUAAGCCUCCCUCACUGGCAGAGCUGGAGCGUCGCCUGCGUGACCGCAACACAGAGACAGAGGUCAGCCUGCAGCGCCGCCUCACCAUCGCCAAUCACGAGAUGGAGUAUGGUGCAGCUCCAGGUAACUUUGACCUCGUGGUCGUGAAUGAUGACCUGGAGAGGGCGUACGCUGAGCUGAAGGACUUUGUCGUCCGGGAGAUGGAGAAGAGGGGUGCAGAAACACAACCGGCACUGGAGGUGAAGCCUGUCAGGCGGGCCAUGCCCAUCGGACAUAGGGAGUCAGCCCUAACAGCACAGGCAGUGGAACUCCCGGGAGCCAAACCUACACCUGCGUGCUUCGGACCAUUUUGAAUUAGCACAUUAUUCAUUUUAUUCAUUUUAAUGUUGUCUAUAAUUUAAGUUUCAACUCGCGGGAGAAUGAUUGGUCGAUCACUCAGCCAGCAACAGCACACUACGGAGGUCUGUGAGCCAAGAUUGAAUUUGGCAUUUUAUAUUUUCCAUGCAACUCUGGAUCUUGUUCGCCCAGUGAUGAAAUAUAUGUAUGGGUUUCUGCUUAUGGCACAUUUAUCAUAGAAUUUUUGCGCAGUUCGGAAAUAAUAAUGUUUUAAAAGUUCGAGUUUGAGCUCUCUGUGCAUAGCCCUUACGGGGCAAUACACUGGCGCAUCUGUCGCAAUACGAAUACUCUUAUUCUGAAUUCUCUGUAGCUUGAUUAAGUGAGAUUCCGCUGCUGUUGCCCACACCGGCGCUGCAUACGUGAUUAUUGGUUUUAUUAGUGCGUUAUAAAUUAUUAUUCCGUUUUUAACAGAGCUACCUAAACGUCUGCUCGUGACGGGGUAGAGGGUCAUGAGCCUAGUGAAAGCUGUUUUUCUUUUCGCCUCUAUGUGAUCGCGCCAUAGUAGUUUCCUAUCCAUGUGUACGCCUAAAUAUUUAACCACAUUUUUGUGAGGAAUUUGCUCAUUGAAAAGUGUUAGUCGUGGUCUAUCUUCAAGUGGCGGGAGAUGUUUACGCGUAAAAACUAUAGCUUCUGAUUUAGUAGGGUUUACCUUAAUUCGCCAUUUUGUGCACCACUGUUCUAUUGAAUUUAACGCGGUUUGUAAUCUGUCUGCUGCGAGUUCUAGAAUACUAGAUCUGCUAAACAAUACCGUAUCGUCCGCGUAGCAGCCAAACUGAACUGAUCGGUGUGCGGGCUUAGGCAUAUCAUGGAUAUAAAUAUUGAAUAAAACCGGCCCCAAAAUGCUGCCUUGUGGGACUCCUGCUUUAAUUAUUUUUAAAUCGGACUGUGCUCCUUCUGUCGUGACUCUAAACGAUCGAUUUUCUAAAUACGAGGCCAGUAAUUUAAUAUAACAAUCGGGGAAGCCAGUUUUAUAUAAUUAAUAAAUUAAGCCUUCAUGAAGUACUCUAUCAAAGGCUUUUUCUAUGUCCAAAAACGCUGCGAGAUUAUAGCUAUUCUGAUUGAACGCAGUUAUUAUUUGUUCUGUCAUACGGACCAGUUGAUGCGUUGUUGAAUGCGCGCAGCGAAAACCAAAUUGUUCGUCCGGCAGUACGUUAUUUUCUUUAAUGUGAGCAUUUAGUCGCUGUAGAAUUAUGCAUUCAGCUACUUUUGACAAUGUACUCAGCAGACUAAUGGGCCUAUAAUUUUGGGGCAGUGUCUUAUCUUUUCGGGAUUUAUGAAAAACUAUCACAUUCGCUUCUUUCCACUGCGUUGGAAAAUCUGCGACCCUCUUUUUUUUUUUGUUUCCGACAAUACACGAAGAUGCACGAAGUGGUUGGUCGGGUGUAUCAUGUCUUUCCCGCGUUCCAGGUAUUUGUUUUAUUGUUUUAGCUUCGUCGGCGCGGGAGCGGGCCCUGUUUAGCUCGAGGCGACAAAGCACCACCGAGUUUUAUUCUAUACAAAGUACCAGUUUCACCCAUUAUCCUGAUCAGGAUCUUCAGGAUUAGCGAUUUUUUUUAUACCCGGAUACACUGUAGUGUCUUGCACCAUGUACUCGUAUGAAAUAAAGUUUCCAGAAGGAGCUUAAUAAAUUAUUGUUUAAAAUUAAAAACCACACAUUAAUGAUAAAUUGAUCUAAAAUGUAAAAAUAAAUAAUAGUUUAAAAACUAAAAAAAAACACGCCUUAAUAGAAAACCAAACUAAAAAGUAAAAAAUAAAUAAUAGUUUAAAAACUAAAAAAACACGCUUUGAUAGAAAACCAAACUAAAAAUAAAAAAAAUAAAAAAA
Molecule: messenger RNA, 2661 nt
Organism: Bacillus rossius redtenbacheri
Lineage: Eukaryota; Metazoa; Arthropoda; Insecta; Phasmatodea; Bacillidae
Product: guanylate kinase
Exons: 5
Coding region: 78-794 (238 amino acids)
Biological process (GO): purine nucleotide metabolic process
Cellular component (GO): cytosol
Molecular function (GO): GMP kinase activity
Source: RefSeq, a predicted model, not a curated record